This is a messenger RNA of Cynara cardunculus var. scolymus (artichoke), 1058 nucleotides long. RefSeq lists its product as uncharacterized. The record is from RefSeq and is a predicted model, not a curated record. Lineage: Eukaryota; Viridiplantae; Streptophyta; Magnoliopsida; Asterales; Asteraceae. The transcript has 7 exons. The coding region runs from base 144 to 710 and encodes 188 amino acids.
GCGAAGGGCAAAAAUCAUAAUUUCCACGGGGGGCACACACUUCGACUGCUAUCAGUACUCGCUCUCAUUCUUCCAAAUUUCCAAUGAAAUCGUUUCGAGUUUAACAAAGAACAGAUAAGGUGUACUCAGUGGCUAGUGCUAGAAUGCCACAUGCAAGGACUCAACAUUGUUGCUUUCUUCUUUGCUUGAUAACACUACAAGUCAUAUGCAGGGCUGACAGAAACAUUUUGAAUGUUGGAGAGGAACUGCAAAAGGAAACUCUACCAUUACAAAGUGGAUCCCGUAUCUACCAACUUGAAGGGCUUAGGCCGAGGACGUGGUAUGAAGUCAAGAUAUCAUAUCCUGCUUCUAUACCUGCUAGCUUUUCUUUACAACUGAACAAAGGAAAUUCGGACUUACUGCUCAAGCCCCAGAGGAAAUUACUGAAUACCGAAAAGUUGAUUUUCAAGAAUGAUUUACAAGAUGAUCAGAGUGGAACAUAUGUCAUGUUGACUGUGGAGCCGGAGGGGGUGGUUGCGAUACCUCAUGGAAAGGAGAGGGAAUUGGUCAUUUAUAACAUAGUUUGCGAUGAACUGGUGGUCGGUAUCCCACACAAAGCCUGGUGGGUUGUGAUCAUGGCGGUCGUUUGUUUGGGUGUGGCAUUUGCGAUCCCCUCUUUUCUACCGUUGGUUCUUAUGAGUACAGAUCCAACUUCUUCCAAGAAUUCUUGACUUGAUGAUCAAGUUCGACAUCCAAACUGAACGAGAAGGAGAGCUAAAGUGAGAAAUUUAAGAAGAGAUCUCAAUCAUUUGAUGCACACUAGGAUGAGAUGCAUCAGAUCAAUCCCCGUAUCAAGUGCGUUUCAUGGGUGAGUUUGAGAUCAAAGGUUCAGAUUUCUUCUUACGCUUCUCUUUUCAAGGGACUGUUUGGCAGUUGCUGAAUAGUUUGGUGUAUUUGUCUUUCUUAUGUUAAGUAUUUUUUGUCACCUUAUUACUAGCUGCUCUUCGUUUUUAUGGUGUACAAUAUAUUUAAUGGGUUUGUUUUGGCUAAUGUUGAGGAAUGAAAAUGAAAAUGAAUUU